CUUAGUUCAGUGAAACUCGCUCCAUAUUCGAAAUUUGAAUCUUUCUCCAGAAUUGCAUUUCUUUCUUCUUUGUUUGUCAGGCAGAACACCUGUUUGAGGAAAUGCCUCACCCAAAACCGAUAAACAAUGAAGAACAAAACCCAACGAAUACUCCACGAAGAUCCCCCAGAUUUCUUCACAUAAACCAAACAGCCGCAGAAAAUCGAGCAACCCCUAAUCCGUCAACAAGGAAAAUCCGUACUCCUGUUUCAUUUUCUGCACCUACAGGCUCCGCCAUUACCACAACCCAGAAGAGAGGGGUGAAAGAUACCAAGUCCAGAAGUUCGACAAAAUCUAGCAAAGGGUCUGCAAAAUUGGACCCCAAUUUGAGUAGGCUGGAUUCACCUACGACCGAGACGGAGAAGAGGGUGACAAGGAGUUCGAUUCGUAGAAGCAGGUUCGCGAGCAGUUUGAAAAACGACUGCAAUGAAAUUUCAAGAAAGACGGAUAAAAAAGUAGUUGAAUCGAAGGAUUCGAACAAAUCAAGCAAUGGUUGUAGAAGGUCUGCAAGAUUGCACGGUGGAGCCAAUGUGAGUAAAAAAAAUGUAGAAGUUUUGGAUUAUCGGAAGCAAAAUGUUGUAGAGAAGAUGGUCACGAGGAGUUCGGUUUGUGGAAAUAGGUUGGUAUAUAUUGACCUCUGUGACUCCAGUUCCGAUGAGGAUUCGGGCAAGACUGUAAGACUUUUGUCGAAAAAGGAGAAGCCCAAAAUUGGUGCUGAUAGUUGUUCGGAAAACGUUGAGAAGAGGGUUACUCGUAGCUCUAAUCGAACAAAUACGAUCAAGUCGGUUGAGAAAUUGCCUAAAGGGAAUGGUGAGUUAUCUAAAAUAUGUACGAGUAAAAAAGUUGUUAAAGAUUGUGGUGUUGAGAUGGGAAGUGGAGACAAAAAUCGUAAAGAGAACAAGAAUAUCGGUGACAAGAGAAAGAGAUGUGAAGUGGAAGAGUGUAAAGGAUGGAGCGAGGAGCAAGAAUUGGCUCUGCGAAAAGCUUACUUCACAGUAAAGCCCACACCUCGAUUUUGGAAAGAAGUUGCUCGAAUGGUUCCUGGAAAAUCUGCAAACGAAUGUUUCGACAGAAUCCAUUUAGAUCACUUAACCCCAAUUCAACCCAAAAAGCGUUCACGCCCCAACAAGAAGAAGGAACAGUCACCCCUCGCAUUUUCUGCGAGCAAAUUGCUUAGUCCAGCUAAAAUCAAUAUUAAAAAGCUCCGAUCCAGGAAAAGAACAUUUCUUGCUCAGAAAACUGUCAGACAAAUACUUCAGAAGCAGCAAAACGAAGAUCAAGAUUACGAAGCAGACUUGUUCGACAUUCUUGAAUCGACAACAGUUGAACCGUCUCUCGAUUUUAUUCAAGAGGGCACUUCGUCAUUUGCCUCGCCUACACCUAACCAAGGAUCGAAACACCAAUAUUCGAGAUUAAAUAGCUCGAAGAAAGCAGCCGCUGCUUUUGUGAGCCCACCGGUACUUAAGCAGAUCAAGAACAAGGCCCUGCAUGAGAAAUACAUAGACCAACUGCACUGCAGGGAAGCCAAGCGAAAGGCGGAAUCUUUACGGGUUGCUAAAUGGGUCGAGGGCAAAAACGACAAAAGUAAGAGCCGUUUGGAAAUGAAUUUUUCAGUUAAAGCUGCGAAAGAUGCUCUGGUUCUUGAUGCACAAGAUGCUAUCAGUCAGUUACGGAGAAUUCAGUCAUGUACGAAUGAUGACACAGAUGACGAUGAUAAUGCCAGUUAUGGUGACGAGGAUGAGGAUGAAUUUUGAUGAUUUUUCUUUCGGCUGUAAUAAAAUUGUGAGUAUUCCUUAACUGUAUUGAUUUACGCGGCAGCAAAAUUAUGAAUGUC
Molecule: messenger RNA, 1873 nt
Organism: Erythranthe guttata (spotted monkey flower)
Lineage: Eukaryota; Viridiplantae; Streptophyta; Magnoliopsida; Lamiales; Phrymaceae
Product: Homeodomain-like superfamily protein
Source: RefSeq, a predicted model, not a curated record